CACCUCCACCACCAUUCGCUGAAGUCUCAACUCUGCCACUGUAAAUUCCCAAGCUUUCUGAGCUCCUUUACUUGAUUCGGGUCGGGUUUCGUAUCUUGGUAUAUGGAGCAGCAGCAGCAUUGCUAACUACAAGAGGCAAUCCAAAUCCAGUGAAUGCAAAGAAAGUACUAGGGAGCAGCUUGAGAAGAGUUUUAGGUGUAAGACAACAAGGACAGAUGUGGGUGCAACGUGCAAAAGCGUUUUGGCACAUUAAGGCCUUGAGGCAGUCUUCUAAGUCUCCACGGAUUUUUUCGAUACCGUCUUCCUACUCAGAUACACCUCACAAGAAGUCGAAGCUUGCCCCUCUGCAGAAAAGGAAAAGGAUAGAGAGGUUUAGGCUAUAUGCUAAAGGGGGCAAUGGUGGCAGUGGUAGCUUCAGCUGUCGCUGCAGUGGCCAUGAUCGCGAUGGAGUACCUGAUGGUGGAAAUGGUGGGAAAGGUGGUGAUGUGAUUUUGGAAUGCUCUCCAACAGUUUGGGACUUCAGCGGUUUGCAACCUCACCUUAUAGCACAGAGAGGGGGACACGGAUCCUCGAAGAAUAAAAUUGGCACCCGAGGAGUGGAUAAGAUUGCUCAAGUUCCUGUUGGUACUGUGAUUCAUCUUGUGAAGGGUGAAAUUCCUUUUGUUGCUGAAAGCCAUGUUCUUAAAGAUUUGGAUCCUUGGGAGCUUCCUGGUACUCCUAUUGAUGAUGUAACUGGCUCUCAUCAGCAAUCUGCCCCUAGUGGCCCAUAUAUGGCAAUGGAUACUGCUAACUCGUCAUCUGAACCUAAAAUAAUUGUUGAGGAAGCAGCUCUCAUGAAGGAAAUCGGUCAAGUUGAAUCCACUGAGAUUCCUACUGAAUCUCUCCCUUCUUUGUCUGAGAUGUGCUCAGAAGAUGAGACCAAGGAAAAAGGACAAAUUCAAUACCAUGUUGCUGAGUUAACAGUAAGUGGUCAACGAUUAGUUAUUGCUCGUGGAGCGAUAGGUGCUCCAAGUACUGUGUCUCUGGGAGUCACUAAGAGGUUUUUUUUGCACUCUCGAUGUGGGAAAGUGCCACGUUCUCGUACUCGUGCUCAAGCAAAAUUUUCUAAGCAAUUGGCCCUCAGAGCUGGUUCGCCUGGUUCAGAAGCUGUUCUCUUAUUAGAACUAAAGAGCAUUGCUGAUGUGAGCCUAGUGGGAAUGCCAAAUGCUGGUAAAAGUACUCUGUUAGGGGCUAUAUCUAGGGCUAACCCUGCAGUUGGCCAUUACGCCUUCACCACUCUUAGACUCAAUUUGGGGACUCUAAACUUUGAUGACAUUUCACUCACAGUUGCUGAUGUUCCGGGACUCAUAAAGGGUGCGCAUGAGAAUCGUGGACUUGGACAUGCAUUCCUACGCCACAUAGAACGCACAAAGGUUAUAGCUUAUGUGGUUGACUUGGCUGCUGGAUUGGAUGGUGGAAAAGGAAUCCCACCUUGGGAACAGCUUAGGGAUUUGGUCUUAGAGCUCCAGUUUCAUCAAGUGGGUUUAUCUGAUCGCCCAUCACUCAUAGUGGCAAACAAAAUAGACGAGGAAGGGGCUAAAGGUAUGCAUGAAGAACUCAAAAGAAGGGUACAGCAUCAUGUUACUAUAUUCCCUGUAUGUGCUGUUUUGGGAGAAGGAAUUCAAGAGCUAAAGAUUGGUCUUAGAAAACUUUUGAAUGGUGAAAUGACAGCCAGACUCCAGGUCGAUAAAAUUAUGGUUGAUUAA
This is a messenger RNA of Argentina anserina (silverweed cinquefoil), 1745 nucleotides long. RefSeq names its product probable GTP-binding protein OBGM, mitochondrial. Bases 216 to 1745 code for a protein of 509 amino acids. Gene Ontology annotation, cellular component: mitochondrion. The transcript is spliced from 7 exons. The record is from RefSeq and is a predicted model, not a curated record. Gene Ontology annotation, molecular function: magnesium ion binding; GTP binding; GTPase activity. Lineage: Eukaryota; Viridiplantae; Streptophyta; Magnoliopsida; Rosales; Rosaceae.